UUGACUGUGGAUUGCUAGCGACAUGGGUGAUCAAGACAGACAGUGCCUUGCAGUAUGGCUACGUCGAGGCAAAUAAAUAACGUUUCGUUGGGCUAUUAGGAUAUUCCGAAUUUACCGGUACAUUGCAGAUAACAAUUUGUGUUUCAGCAUGAUCAGCUUGCUAACACAGGCUAACUAACCGGCUGAAAAGUUAGCAUUAGCUUUUCAUGUUAGACAGCUUUACGUUCUGGGUUUUAACGCCAGCGAACUGAACUGAACAAAUGUAAACGUUUUAAAACUUGGGCACAGACAUUGACAGUCAAUGUUUUGUACCGUCUUUACGUUUGCCAAAUGCAGUUGACUCAUUACAACAUGACAAUUACAGCUAGUCAGCUUAUCCAGUCAAUGUCUUUAACGUUAACUAUUACAGACGGGACUCUGGCUAAGCUGUAACGUUAACUACUACUGCCAACUGGUAAGCAAACUAGUUAUAUCUUUUUUUCAUGACGUUCGUUCAUGAAGUUCGUUUUGGUUGACAUUCCCUUGCAAACCACAUGCUAAUUUUAACUGCGAGUUUCUCUGUGCUUGCAACAAAAUUGAACAGCUGGACUGACCCCGAACGUAAGCGGAAUGGGGACGAAAUUCCAAUGUAGAUUCAAUAAUGAAGCACUUCAGCUGAAUGGGCUGAUGUGUAAGGUUGACACUGACUGAAUUUAAAGUUAUUACUUAGUCCAUUAUGCUUUUGCGGCUGCCAUACUGCGGGGUUAAGAUGGUACAGUUGGAUAGCGUGUAUGAACUUGGGGGAAAUACAGAAGUUAAUCUAGUUUUGUAGAUAUGACUAAAAGCCUUAACAAAUGGUAACCGUGGGCAGAUUUGUUCGACAGAGUUCAUUGUAGACAGAGAAAGCAACGAGUAGUGGCAAACUCACAGACGCACUAUCCAUUGGGUAUCAGCUGACAUCCGCUGGCGGCCAAGGAGACCAAGUCAUGGAUCAGCUCAAAGUCAAAGACCGAAUACUGGAAAAUAUCUCUUUGUCGGUAAAGAAGCUGCAGAGUUACUUUGCCGCUUGCGAAGAUGAAACUCCAGCCAUCCGUAACCACGACCGGGUUUUACAGCGCCUUUGUGAACACCUGGACCAUGCCUUGCUUUAUGGGCUUCAGGACAUCUCCUCAGGUUACUGGGUCCUUGUCCUGCACUUCACACGCAGAGAAGCGGUGCGGCAGAUAGACGAGCUGAAGCACAUAGCGACGAACCUUGGCCGCAGUCGUGCCUGGCUGUACCUGGCUCUCAGCGAGAGUUCAUUAGAAAGCUACCUCCGCCUUUUCCAAGAGAACCAGGCUCUGCUGCAGAAAUAUUACUUCAAAAAUGCAUUGGUCUGCAGCCAUGACCACCUCACCCUUUUUGUCACACUGGUCUCUGGACUGGAGUUUAUCCGGUUUGACCUAGAGCUGGAUGUCCCUUAUCUAGACGUUGCGCCCUACAUGCCUGAGUAUUAUAAACCACAGAAUCUUCUGGACUUUGAGGAGAGGUUACCGAGUUCGGACAGUUUGUCCCUUCACUCCUUCACUUCCCUCACCUCUACCAACCUGGAGUGGGACGACAGUGCCAUCGCUCCGUCCAGUGAAGAUUAUGAUUUCGGUGACAUCUUCCCUGUGUUGCAGUCAAUGCCAAAUGCAGACUGGGAAGAGGGAGACCUGACCGACCCAGUCAGCGCCCCGCGCUCCAGCGCCUCCGACCCGCAAACCGUGGUCUGCGACUCCGGGCUGGUCCGGUCCGCCGGGGCACCGCCGUCCAGAACCACCUCGCUCUCGCGCAGCCCCACCUUCCGGCACAACCCGUUCAACGAGGACUCGGACACCAACACCAACACCUCGGCCGACGUGACACCGGUGCACAGCAGGCACGAGGCCACCACCGGAGACGACACGGAGAGCACCAGUACCGAGCUGGAGGUCAUACGAAUGGCCAGACGAAGGAAGCCAGCCAAGAAGCGACGGGGGAAGGACUCGACGGGCUCCGUGAGCAGCGUCCAGAGCGUGGCCCCCGCCGAGCUGGGGGAGACCGAGGAGGGCCAUGACCUGGGGGCCAGGAGGGAGCAGGAGACGGACCCCCACACCGGAGACGGCUGGAGCGCUUCCGAAGGCCCGGAGCGGCCGGCGUCGGACGCCGCGCGGAGGAGGAAGAGGAAGGAGGACGGCGGCGGGGACGAGGAGGAUCCCGAGGCGCUGCUGAGACUCCCCGAGAUGACGGACACCUCCAUGGACAGCGUGGGCCAGCCGCUGUGCGACGUCAUGGACCGGCUCAACGGCACCCUGGACCGCGAGAGCUGGGAAAGGGCCGGCGAGGAGGACGAGGACGACGAGAGAGGGGCGGGCGAAGGCGCCGGCAGGAAAGGCACCCGAACAUCAGCGGCGGCGCCGCUUCCCCAGCCGCAGCCCUUUCGGGGAGACUCGGGCGGUGAGCCACCUGACCCUGUGGGCCAGCCUGGCCCUCUGGCCCCCAGCCCUGGGUUCCUGCAGGCCCCACCAGCCCCCGCCGACUUCUACUGCUUUACCCCUCACAGUCCGGACACUGCUGCCGCGCGUCGUGGCCGCCAUGACCCUGCAGGGGAUGGCCAGCCACCGGCUCUUCCUGGUGGCCAUGCGGAUGAGGGAGAGGCAGCGGCAGAAGAGCCAGCGCCGCGGCCACAGCAUGCCCACGGCCUCGCCGUAGAGGACGCAGCCGGGGAGGGGGAGGGGGAGGAGGGGGAGGAAGGAGAGGAGGAGGAGGAGGAGAAGGGCCCUGAGGAGGCCCUCGUGCUGGAGAACGGAGCAUCUCCCGACGGGGGGAGCGAGGAGCAGCCCAGUCCCACAGAGAACUCCCAUCCUGCAGAGUUCAGUGUGGACAACAAUCACCUGCUCCUGCUCAUGAUUCAUGUCUUCAGAGAGAACGAGGAGCAGCUCUAUAAGAUGGUGCGGAUGAGCACGGGCCACAUGGAGGGGGACCUGCAGCCCCUCUACCUGCUGCUCACGGACUGCUACAUCUAUCUGCUGCGCAAAGGGGCUGCAGAGAAGCCUUACAUGGUUGAAGAAGCUGUUUCAUACAAUGAGCUGGACUAUGUGUCUGUUGGUUUAGACCAGCAGACAGUUACACUAGUGUGCACUAACAGGAGAAGACAGUUUCUGCUGGAUACGGCAGACUCCUCCUUGACUGUCUGGUUUCUGAACAUUUUGAGGUCGUCCAUGAUAAACGGCUGUCGAGAGCCUCCCUACCCCUCGAUCCUCACGGAUGCCACCAUGGAGAAAUUGGCUCUCACCAAGUUCGUCUGUCAGGAAACCCACUGUGAGGUCUCUGAGGUCAACAUCUGUCUGUACUCCCUGGUGCACUGGGAGGACCCCAUGGAUAUGGGCGUGGCCACUCGGCCGUCUGGCUGCAUCGAGACGGGCAGCACCAAGGAAGGGCCCCUCUUCUACCGGGCCGGAACCACCUACCUGGGCAAGGAGCAGUGGAAGAGUUGCUACCUGGUGCUCAGUAAAGGCAUCCUGUACCAGUACCCUGAGAGGACCGACGUGACCCCUCUCCUAUCCAUCACAAUGGGCGGGGAGCACUGCGGGGGCUGCAGGCGCUCCAACAGCACCGAGCGUCCGCACGCGUUCCAGGUGAUCCUGACGGACCGCGCCCCCCUGGAGCUGAGCGCCGACAACGAGCAGGACAUGGCCGACUGGAUGCAGCUGCUGUGCCAGUCCGUCUCCAAAGGGGUGAUUCCACAAGGUGUGACGCCUUCGCCCUGUAUCCCCUGCUGCCUCGUGGUGACCAAGAGGAAGUUGCUGACGUGCCACCAGGACUGCCAGACGAGUUUCUUCCGCUCGCUGGGCGCUGCCGAGCUGUCUGACGUCACCGCCGUGUGUCUGGAGGACGAUAAGGAGUACUGUGUGAUUGAGUUCUCUGUGGAGCGUGCCCAGUUCCUCCCUCCCUGGGUGCUGUAUUUCAGUGGCUGUGAGGAGAGAGAUCGCCUCCUAGAGGCACUAGAUGUGGCCUGGAAAGACAUCUUCCAGGUGUGUUUGCCACGGAAGACGGUGUCGGAGCCGUCGGUGCAGAAGCGCUGCGGCGAGGCGCUGGCUCUCAUCCACAGCGCGUGGCAGCGCAGCGACAGCCUGGCCCGGGGACGCUUCCAGAGGGAGCCCUGGUGCUGAGCGCUAACCCCCCACCCCCCCCAACACACACCGGGGUCAACCACCAACACCACCCCCUCCUCAGCCCCCUGCCCCAGGCCCAGGGAGCAACAGGCUCUCCCAUGGGCCCGCAGCACUGAUUGACACUCAAGGACUCGCGGCUGCUGUCGGCGUUAGCUUUCCGUGACUUUGUUUACACUUCUUUCGGGCCUUGCACAAAAUAUUCAGGCUUAUGUUCAGCUUAACGUUACCCGCGAGGGACGAGGGGGUCACGAGGCUAGGGGAGAGAGAAUGAGACAUGCACCCGCACCCGCCCUCUGUGCUACUUUCCCUGCGAACAAAUCUCAAAGUCUCGUUUGAACAUUUUAACCACCAUCCUAAUUGCACCUAAGUGUAAAUAUGUACAUUCGACUGAUGAGUCCUGAAGAGCGUAGGGAGUCCAUAUGGUGGAGGGCUUUAAAUGCUAUAUGGUCGCCUUUUACCUUUAUUUGGUCUGCUUGCUAAUAUCGUUACCUCACGUGAUGCCCAUUCUACCCUCGCAAGUACUUACUUGUUGCCAGUGUUUGGUAGUCGAUGAGGUUUGAGCAACGGGAAGGAAACUACUAGGAAGUUUACGGCGUUGUCUGUUACGUUGAGGGCGGUGUACGGUGCGCCACAAUGGUCACGUGAAUUGUGCUGCUUUUUCAAGCAGUUGGAAAAUGAUUUUUUGUCAAGACACACAGGACACACAACAGACGCUCAGACAUUAGGGACGGAGGACACAAUGAGAGAAUAUCCUUGUAUACAACUAAUUGCAAGAUUGCACAUUUCUUUGAACGUUCUCUCCUUUUUUGUAUUUUCUUUUGAACUAACUGGGUGAUGGUGUGUGUGUGUGUGUGUGUGUGUGUGCGUGUGUGCGCUUACGUGUGUGUGUGUGUGUGUGUGUGUGUGUGUAUGUAUGUGCAUGGUUGUGCAAGUGUGUAUGCGUGCGUGUGUGUGAGCGAGCGUGCGUGUGUGUGUUUGUUUGAACGUGGUUUCUGCAUUUAUGUGUGUCUGAACAUAUGUAUGUCUUUGUUGGCUUAUUUUAAACUCUGUCUAGACACAGGAAGGCAGAAUAGGGAGCAAUUGCUGCAUAGACGUGUCACUCAGUUUAUGAUCCUUGCUUUGUUUUCCCUCAAAUAUUCAACAUAUCAGGCUAACAUAUGACUCCCAUCCGCUUAUGUAGUAUUGAGUAGUUAAGGGUAAGGUUUGAUGUUGGAUGUGUGUUUUGUGGGAAGGCUAAGUAAAUCAUGGCACCACAAUCAAUGCCAGUAGGAUUUGGAAUCACGUUAGUAGGCUGCUGAUAGUUUGUGAGCAUUAUGUAUAUGAUAUGGAUCUGUAGUUAUGUAUUAUUAAUAUGUACAAUGUUGAGGUACUCUACGUCGGUCUCCUGCACUGCAUGUUAACUGCACUAUAGCUGAAGCAGAAACAUGUCAAAUUAUGCACACUGUGGCAGAUAUUUGCAAAACCCUCAGUUGAUUGUCAUUUGGCAGUCUGUUAAAUGUAAGCCAUUGUUUUUGGUGUGAUGAGGCAAAGUUAGGACACAGUUUUGCCCUAAAGUUCCACGCACAUUUACGUGAUGAAAAGUAAUUUGGCUUGGGAAAGGCAGAAAUGUGGCCACAGGUCAAGUUAUUAUAGAAUUUGAUGACAAGUGACCCCGGGUGAUCCAGCCAUAACUAGGUGCCUACAUUGAAAUGAAUUCAAUUGCCUGACACUUUUAUCCCAAGUGACUCCCAGUACAGGGAACGCAUAUGUUUUAUCUAUCCUCCCUGACUGCUUUUCGUUUCUUUAACAACACUGCAUGAGCGUAUGAUUUCGUGUCCGCUCUACCUACAAUCAGGAAUGUCCACGUAUGCCGGGCACUACACAGCUCAGGCUGAGACCAGGGCUUCAUACACAGUGGACAGAGUUUUCCAUAAUAAUCUCCCCUUGGCAGUGCAAUAGUGAAGUUGUGUGCACAUUAUUGAGAGUGUUGAGGUACAUUAUUGAGAUAAACUGUGGCAUUCCUUCAAUGUCUAUAGAAGUUGUUUUGGAGCAAAGGAAACUAAGGACUAAGUGUACUAAAAUAGUUUGUUUGUAUUUUACACUUGAUAGCAUGGUGGCCUUCACAUAACAAUUAAAUGUAGAAGCCUACUCCAUGACUGUGUGUGUAUGUGUGUGUGUGUGUGUGUGUGUGUGUGUGUGUGUGUAUGUGAGUGUCUGAAUCAAGGAAUGAGAGCAUGUGGCUAUUUAGCUUAUGAAUGUUGCCUUGUAGCCUGGCUUUCGAGGACUCCUUUGUCAUAUUUUGUGUCCCAUCUAGAGUGCUCUCAGAUAUUUUGCUGAAACGCCAUAUGAUAUAUUGAAUGUGUCUCAAGAGUGUUUCUUCACUUGCUAUUAUUAAGCACUGUGUCGUUUUGACCUGUCUUUUAGACCCCAAGCUUUCUGUGGUGUUGCUUUGAAAACAGACAUUACACCUCAGGUUGGUAAUUCUACGCAUUCACUGGAGACUCUGUGCAAAUCUCCUUCAGAAUGUGUCCAGCUGGUCUUUUGACUUUUCUGUGGACUUUUUAUUUUAAAUUUUUUACUAUUUAUUUUAUUUUUCUAGCCCUUUGCAAAUAUGUUGCCCGAGUGAAUUUGAUUGCACACUGGACAUAGGGUGUGUGUUUUUUUAUUUUUAUUUUUUUUGUCUUUUUGCAGGUAAUUGCAAAGUAAAAAAAGAUAUUCCACAUAAUGAAGAUGGUGUAGACAUGAGAAUCGAAAGAUCUGAAAUCUCAGGACAAUAUUGAGGCGUUUCCCAGUGUACUGCAGUUUGAGUGUUUGCACAUUGCUGGCCAAUGAUGGAUUACAUCUGUUUAAGGAUCAUGGGAUGGAGCAUUUUUACAUUAGUUGUUUUGUUUUUUUGCUGUUAUUAUUUUAUAAUAUUUGUUUAUAUAUACAUAUAUUAUAUAUAUUUAGUUGCCUUUUGCAGGAGCUGUAAUAAUGUGUAAUGAGAGGUGACUGUAUUCUAACACUUGAGCUCAGAUACACUAAAAGCUGCAUGUGCUAAAAUAAUAAUAAAACAAGAUUUUUUUUUUUUUUUAACAUUAUGUUCAUACCUUAAUGAAUGUAUAUAGAAAUCACUUUUGUUUUUGUAAAUAGGACAACAUAUGAAUAAAGACACCAAAAUAUGCUCCCAUGGA
Messenger RNA from Sardina pilchardus (European sardine), 7306 nucleotides. It is a transcript of the gene plekhm2, whose product is annotated as pleckstrin homology domain containing, family M (with RUN domain) member 2. Gene Ontology annotation, biological process: Golgi organization; regulation of protein localization; lysosome localization. The record is from RefSeq and is a predicted model, not a curated record. Gene Ontology annotation, cellular component: endosome membrane. Lineage: Eukaryota; Metazoa; Chordata; Actinopteri; Clupeiformes; Clupeidae. The transcript is spliced from 20 exons. Gene Ontology annotation, molecular function: kinesin binding. The coding region runs from base 966 to 4151 and encodes 1061 amino acids.